Molecule: messenger RNA, 2233 nt
Organism: Piliocolobus tephrosceles (Ugandan red Colobus)
Lineage: Eukaryota; Metazoa; Chordata; Mammalia; Primates; Cercopithecidae
Product: transcription factor E3-like
Exons: 3
Coding region: 212-799 (195 amino acids)
Biological process (GO): regulation of transcription by RNA polymerase II
Cellular component (GO): nucleus
Molecular function (GO): DNA-binding transcription factor activity, RNA polymerase II-specific; RNA polymerase II cis-regulatory region sequence-specific DNA binding
Source: RefSeq, a predicted model, not a curated record
GAGUCCUGGUCCCCCAUGGGGAGCUCCUUCCCUGCAACAGCCUCCCAACUCCCUACUUUCUGUCUCUUCCAUUCUUGGCUAAUUGACAACUCUUUCUCCCACUCUUUCUUCCUCUCCUCCCCUCUACAAAGUUGAGCGUCGCAGGCGAUUCAACAUUAACGACAGGAUCAAGGAACUGGGCACUCUCAUCCCUAAGUCCAGUGACCCGGAGAUGCGCUGGAACAAGGGCACCAUCCUGAAGGCCUCUGUGGAUUAUAUCCGCAAGCUGCAGAAGGAACAACAGCGCUCCAAAGACCUGGAGAGCCGGCAGCGAUCCCUGGAGCAGGCCAACCGCAGCCUGCAGCUCCGAAUUCAGGAGCUAGAACUGCAGGCCCAGAUCCAUGGCCUGCCGGUACCUCCCACCCCAGGGCUGCUCUCCCUGGCCACGACUUCAGCUUCUGACAGCCUCAAGCCAGAGCAGCUGGACAUUGAGGAGGAGGGCAGGCCAGGCGCAGCAACGUUCCAUGUAGCGGGGGGACCUGCCCAGAAUGCUCCCCAUCAACAGCCCCCUGCACCGCCCUCAGAUGCCCUUCUGGACCUGCACUUUCCCAGUGACCACCUGGGGGACCUGGGAGACCCCUUCCACCUAGGGCUGGAGGACAUUCUGAUGGAGGAGGAGGAAGGGGUGGUGGGAGGACUGUCGGGGGGUGCCCUGUCCCCACUGCGGGCUGCCUCCGAUCCCCUGCUCUCUUCAGUGUCCCCUGCUGUCUCCAAGGCCAGCAGCCGCCGCAGCAGCUUCAGCAUGGAGGAGGAGUCCUGAUCAGGCCUCACCCCUCCCCUGGGACUUCCCCACCCAGGAAAGGAGGACCAGUCAGGAUGAGGCCCCGCCUUUUCCCCCACCCUCCCAUGAGACUGCCCUGCCCAGGUAUUCUGGGGGGAAGAGGAGAUGUGAUCAGGCCCCACCCCUGUAAUCAGGCAAGGAGGAGGAGUCAGAUGAGGCCCUGCACCUUCCCCAAAGGAACCGCCCAGUGCAGGUAUUUCAGAAGGAGAAGGCUGGAGAAGGACCUGAGAUCAAGGCCUGCCCCCUGGGAAUCACAGCCUCACCCCUGCCCCCGUGGGACUCAUCCUUGCCCUGGUGAGGGAAGGAGACAGGAUGAGGUCUUGCGCCUGUACCCUAGGGACUGUCCUAGCCAGGUCUCCUGGGAAAGGGAGAUGUGAGGAUAUUGCUCCAUCCUUUGUCUUGGAACCACCAGUCUAGUCCAUCCUGGCACAGAAGAGGAGUCAAGUAAUGGAGGUCCCAGCCCUGGGGGUUUAAGCUCUGCCCCUUCCCCCUGAACCCUGCCCUGCUCUGCCCAGGCAAGGAACAGAAACGAGGAUGAGACCCGGCCCCUUCCCCUGGGAACUCUCCUGGCCUUCUAGGAAUGGAGGAACCAGGCCCCACCCCUUCCCUAUAGGAACAGCCCAGCACAGGCAUUUCAGGUGUGGAAGAAUCAGUAGACCAGGCCACCACUCAUGCUUGUGGAGAUCAUAGCCCCACCCUUGUCCCUCAGCAACAUCCCAUCUAAGCAUUCCACACUGCAGGGAGGAGUGGUACUUAAGCUCCCCUGCCUUAACCUGGGACCAACCUGACCUAACCUAGGAGGGCUCUGAGCCAACCUUGCUCUUGGGGAAGGGGGCAGAUGAUGAAAUUUCAUGGAUGAAUUUUCCAGACCUAUAUCUGGAGUGAGAGGCCCCCACCCUUGGGCAGAGUCCUGCCUUCUUCCUUGAGGGGCAGUUUGGGAAGGUGAUGGGUAUUAGUGGGGGACUGGGUUCAGGUUACCAGGACCAGUACCUCAGUAUUCUUUUUCAACAUGUAGAGCAACAGGAUGAAGGAAGGGGCUAUUUCCUGAGAGCUCCCCAGCCCAGGAAAAACUGGAAGCCUUCCCCCAGCAAGGCAGAGGCUUGGAGGAGGGUUGUAAAAGCAUAUUGUACCCCCUCAUUUGUUUAUCUGAAUUUUUUAUUGCUCCACAUACUGAGAAUCUAGGCCACCCCAACCUCUGUCCCCUACCCAGUUCUUCAUUUGGAGGAAUCACCCCAUUUCACAGUUAUCAAGAGACACUCCCCCCUCCAUUCCCACCCCUCAUACCUACACCCAAGAUUGUCAGCUUUGGAUUGCUGGGGCCAGGCCCCAGGGAAGGUAUACUGAGGGGUCUAUAGGUUUGUGAUUAAAAUAAUAAAAGCUAGGCGUGUUUGAUGCGCUUUUAACUUUGGCAAA